Molecule: messenger RNA, 558 nt
Organism: Aspergillus pseudonomiae
Lineage: Eukaryota; Fungi; Ascomycota; Eurotiomycetes; Eurotiales; Aspergillaceae
Product: sulfotransferase family protein
Exons: 3
Coding region: 1-558 (185 amino acids)
Source: RefSeq, a predicted model, not a curated record
AUGGAAGUCCUCCAUCUGUCCAUGCCACGUACAGGAACAGUGUUCAUGCAAAAGGCACUCGCCAUCCUAGGAAUUCGACUAUACCACGGAGGUGGAACCACGCUUAAGCGACCCCCAGAUACCGUGCGGUGGAUGCAGGCAGCCAAGGCAAAAUUCAACAACCAAGGGCCUCGAUUCCAGCGAGCAGAUUGGGAUCAACUGCUAGGUGACUUUGGCGCCGUGAGCAACAUGCCAUGUAUUGCCUUCGCAGAAGAUCUGAGAGCAGUCUACCCAGAGGCGAAAGUCAUCCUCAUUCAACGAGAUGCAGCAUCCUGGGCUGAGAGUUUCAGAGGGGCCUUUGGGCGUCUGCACGACUGGCGGACGGUGUUGAUUGCGCACCAUUCUGAGAAGUUCAAUUGCACGGCGAAUGUUGCGGUCACCAAAUGGAGCAUGCAGUCAUAUCGUGGGCCCUGGCUUUAUGUCAACUGGCAGUUGGCAACUGAAGUGGCGGAUGGAAGUCGAUUGAUACUAGACCUCACCAUAACGGGCUAUACACAAACGCAGGAUAAUACUUGGUAA